Scaptodrosophila lebanonensis is the source of this 745-nucleotide messenger RNA. Its product is annotated as DAZ-associated protein 2. The record is from RefSeq and is a predicted model, not a curated record. The transcript is spliced from 3 exons. NCBI's taxonomy places the organism in Eukaryota, Metazoa, Arthropoda, Insecta, Diptera, Drosophilidae. Bases 86 to 628 code for a protein of 180 amino acids.
UAGGUGGCAACGCUACAAAACCUAAGAAAAAUUAGUGAUUCAGGAAAUUUAUCUAUCAAAACAAAGAACGGACAAAAAAGAGAAAAUGUCCAAGUCAAAUAUAGAGAAACCGGAAGAAGCCAAGGCUCCAACUGCUCCAAGUGCGCCGUAUUCGAACUUGUAUGAUAGUGCUGCUGCCAUAGCCAUGCGCGCCCCGCCGCCCACUUACGAGGAAAGUCAACGUGUCUCCUAUCCCACACUAUCGACUCCGCAGGCUUCAGUUACACAUUCUAAUUUUACUCCAGCACAGGUGUUUCAGCCGCCUAUGGGUCCUGGACAGGUAUACCAGCUGACUACGACCCCUGCACAGUUCUAUCAGCCGCCAAUGGGCGACAACCGGUACUAUGGCAUGACCCAUCACCAACAGUUACCGGCCCAAGUUCAGAGGCAACCGCAUAAUGCCAUUCCAACUGGUGCUUCUGCCUCUCAUGUAUUGACGCUGGACGCACGUGCCGAAAUGCGCACUACAGCUAAUGGUGCCGUCGUCAUUCCUCCGCCACCACCUGGCUGCUUGCCCACACCUGCUCAAUUGGCCGCCAUGCAGGGCGAGCCAGUUGUGUUGAAGCAGAAGAAGCGUUCCUUCUUUUAAGUAUUUGCCUUAAGCACACACCAAAGCAUAUAGGAAUCUGUUAGAUAUUUUUGUAGUCGCUGGUAAGGAAAUGUAAACAAAUUGUGAAUAAACGUUUUUUCUUCUCGUUCUUGCGUA